Messenger RNA from Aegilops tauschii subsp. strangulata, 2064 nucleotides. RefSeq names its product glycerol-3-phosphate acyltransferase RAM2. Gene Ontology annotation, molecular function: glycerol-3-phosphate 2-O-acyltransferase activity; phosphatase activity. Gene Ontology annotation, biological process: cutin biosynthetic process. Gene Ontology annotation, cellular component: membrane. NCBI's taxonomy places the organism in Eukaryota, Viridiplantae, Streptophyta, Magnoliopsida, Poales, Poaceae. The record is from RefSeq and is a predicted model, not a curated record.
GAACGAUAACUCACUGCCCCGAAUUGUUUUCGCCCGCUUCGCUUUACUGGCGGCAGCGCCAAAGCGCUGGGGACAUGUAAAACAAGGCCCGCAACGGCGCAUCCGAAGAGCUCGGUUCUUGGAGCAUUGCCAAGUUCACAACACCUAACGACGACGUACCGCAUGUACUUGUGCUCCUUGUAAUCUUCUCUCCGCGAUUUCUUCUAUACGCACGCGUCGUAAACAAUUCAUUUUGGUCUUGUAUAUAAACGGCCACGGAAAACUGCGAGACUCUCAUGCAGAGUUCUACACUUGGAAGGAGACAGAGACACACCAAGGCACUUACUACAUUGUAGCGUGGGCGCCGGGAGGGAUCGGGUUGGGGACUUGGGAUCGAUGGCGGGCAGCACGACGACGACGAUGACGGCGUCGCCGUUCCCGACGGUGGACAAGUGCGCGUCGGCGGGGCGGAGCGGGGACACGGUGGUGGCGGACCUGGACGGCACGCUGCUGUGCGGCCGGAGCUCCUUCCCCUACUUCGCGCACAUGGCCUUCGAGACCGGCGGCGUGCUCCGCCUCCUGGCGCUGCUCCUGCUGGCGCCGCUCGCGGGCCUGCUCUACUACCUCGUGUCCGAGUCCGCCGGGAUCCAGGUGCUCAUCUUCGCCUCCAUGGCCGGCGCCAGGGUGGACGACGUCGAGGCCGUCGCGCGCGCCGUGCUGCCCAAGUUCUACUGCUCCGACCUCCACCCGGAGUCCUGGCGCGUCUUCUCCGCCUGCGGCCGCCGCUGCGUGCUCACCGCCAACCCCAGGAUCAUGGUGGAGGCCUUCCUCAAGGACUACGUCGGCGCCCACCUCGUGCUCGGCACCGAGCUCCUCGUCUGCCGCGGCAGGGCCACCGGCCUCGUCCGCUCCCCCGGCGUCCUCGUCGGCGACAACAAGGCCGCCGCGCUCCGCCAGGCGUUCGGCGACGCCGCGCCGGAGCUCGGACUCGGCGACAGGAAGACGGACUACCCCUUCAUGCGGCUCUGCAAGGAGGGGUACGUGGUGCCCCCGACGCCCAAGCUCAAGCCCGUGCCGAGGGAGGACCUGCCCAAGCCCGUCAUCUUCCACGACGGCCGGAUCGUGCAGAAGCCGUCGCCGGCGCUCGCGCUGCUCACCUUGCUCUGGAUCCCCAUCGGCUUCCUGCUCUCCUGCCUCCGCAUCGCCGCCGGCUCGCUCCUGCCCAUGCGCAUGGUGUACCACGCCUUCACCGCGCUCGGCGUGCGCGUCACCGUCAAGGGCAACCCGCCACCGCCGGCCAGCCUUGAGACCGGCCAGACCGGCGUGCUCUUCAUCUGCUCCCACCGCACCCUCCUCGACCCCAUCUUCCUCUCCACCGCCCUCGGCCGCCCCAUCACCGCCGUCACCUACUCGGUGUCGCGGCUGUCGGAGAUGCUGUCGCCGAUCCGCACGGUGCGGCUGACGCGCGACCGGGCGGCGGACGCGGCCAUGAUCCGGCGCCUGCUCAGGGAGGGGGACCUGGUGAUCUGCCCCGAGGGCACCACGUGCCGGGAGCCCUUCCUGCUGCGCUUCUCCGCGCUCUUCGCCGAGCUCACCGACGAGAUCGUGCCGGUGGCCAUGGAGAACCAGAUGAGCAUGUUUCACGGCACCACCGCGCGCGGCUGGAAGGGCCUCGACCCCUUCUACUUCUUCAUGAACCCCAGCCCCGGCUACGUGGUCACCUUCCUCAACAAGCUGCCCCACGAGCUCACCUGCAAGGGCGGCAAGACCAGCCACGAGGUGGCCAACUACAUCCAGAGGCUCAUCGCCUCCACCUUGUCCUACGAGUGCACCAGCUUCACCAGGAAGGACAAGUACAAGGCGCUCGCCGGCAACGACGGAUCUGUCGUCUCCAAGCCAAACAUUGACAAGAAGAAGUUCAUGGGCUCCUAAUCAAAUUUGAAGCCUAAAAAAUACUAUCAAUUAUUAAAAGAUGUAAUGUAACAGGGGACAAACUCAAUGCCUUUGUGCUGUUGAUCUGAUAUACAUAUUCUAAUGCGGGCUGCUGGAUUAAUGCACCUUUUCUUACUAAAGAAACAAGAGCAA